Blastomyces dermatitidis ER-3 is the source of this 1613-nucleotide messenger RNA. RefSeq names its product RTA1 domain-containing protein. Gene Ontology annotation, cellular component: membrane. The record is from RefSeq and is a predicted model, not a curated record. The coding region runs from base 322 to 1275 and encodes 317 amino acids. NCBI's taxonomy places the organism in Eukaryota, Fungi, Ascomycota, Eurotiomycetes, Onygenales, Ajellomycetaceae. The transcript is spliced from 3 exons.
CUAAAGGUGGAAAUUAAUCCGAACGUAGGAACUAUAACCACGACCAAGUCCAGUGAGAUGGCACAAGACGUACGCAAUAAGAGGCGAAGUUUGGACCUGGCUCAGUUUCAAACCAGAUUGUAUGACGAGUCUUGCUAUUUCUGUUCCGAAUUGUUGAUGCUCUAUCGCAAUGGCAGGCAAUGUCCUUUUCUGUUUAUAUAAAAGGGGAUGAUGCUACUAGAUCUGUUGUUGCCGUCUCUCGUUCACUUUUCUCCCAUACAUAUAUAGAGAGUUUUGUCAUACGUUAUCACUUCUCCUGCGGCUCGCGAAAUUUCAGACAAGAUGGCCAAUGAAGAAUUUCAUGACUUCUACAAAUAUACCCCUUCCAAGGCUGCGGCCAUAGUCUUCAUUAUACUCUUUUUGCCAACCACUGGCUUUCACACAUUCCAACUCGUCAAAAGGAGUGUGUGGUUUUUCAUCCCUGUCGUUGUUGGGGGAAUCUUUGAGAUUGUAGGAUACAGCGCCCGCAUCAUCUCGAGUACCGAAGCGCCCUUAUUCACAGAUACGCCGUACAUUAUCCAAAACCUAUUUUUACUGCUAGCUCCAGCUCUGUUUGCUGCGUCGAUAUACAUGGAGCUAGGACGCAUCAUUGCCAUCCUCCACGGCGAAAAGUUUUCGGUAAUACGAAGAACUUGGAUGACCAAGAUUUUUGUCACUGGUGACAUCCUUUCCUUUGUUGUUCAGGGAUGUGGCGGCGGAAUCAUGUCUAGCGGUACAAAGUCGAAUCUCUCGUUAGGCCAAAAGGUGAUCAUCGUUGGCCUGUGCAUCCAGCUUAUCUUUUUCGGCCUUUUCAUCAUUGUCUCGGUCAUCUUUCACCGCCGGAUGGCUGCUAGGCCAACGACAGCAUCACUAUCUAUCCAGGUUUCCUGGAGUAAAUACCUCUAUUCUCUUUACGCCGUCUCCGUCCUUAUCAUGAUCCGUUCCAUAUUUCGGAUUAUUGAAUACAUUCAGGGCGCGGACGGCACGCUCCUGAGCCGCGAAUUUUACCUCUAUAUUUUCGACGCCACGCUAAUGUGGAUUCUUAUGAUGGUGCUGAACGUCAUGCACCCGGGUGUGAUUUCCGAGUUGUUGAAGGGAGAUUCUCGGCUGAAAUCCGUUGGCAUGGAUAUGCACCCUGAGGAGCUUGGGCUUGCCGGAACUCAUGGUAAUAAUCCGAACUCAAUGAGGAAACAAAGGCCCAGUUUCGCGGAGACAACAUAUGCGAGGCAUGCUAUCGCAACGAGGGGCCUAGCUUGAGCGAUGCGUGUACUCGGAACAACAGAAGCGCUGCUGUAUCACGAUUUUCCUUUGGUCAUCUGGAAGCUGGGGGGUUUUGGAGGCUUCUAUUGACGCGGGUUUUCUCGUACUUUGUAUGUUACCGUUCAUUCGCGCUUAUCAUGGAUUUUGUUCCUUUGGGCAUAUUUCUCUAUUAGCAUUUUGUUCAGAUAUAGAUAGAUAAACAAUACUUUAUACUUGACCCUUUUAUCGCUUCAGGCGUGUCAUUGAAUACUAGAGUUCGCUUGUUCUGAAUAGUUCCGUCCGCAAACUGUCUCGUGAUGAGCAAAGUAGGGAAUAGGGCAUGAGGCGCUCUACGC